Messenger RNA from Trypanosoma grayi, 1131 nucleotides. RefSeq lists its product as hypothetical. NCBI's taxonomy places the organism in Eukaryota, Euglenozoa, Kinetoplastea, Trypanosomatida, Trypanosomatidae. The coding region runs from base 1 to 1131 and encodes 376 amino acids. The transcript has a single exon. The record is from RefSeq and is a predicted model, not a curated record.
AUGAGUGACGGUGAAGAUGGUCGCAGCGGAAGUCUUUCACAACCCGCAGAAAUUCUGGGAAGGAUCUUCGAAACUGUGAGUCAGUUGCGGCGUCGACAGAACGCGUGGAAUGAGGAGUUGCGACGCUUCUUUCUAACUGAGGGGCAGCAGAAACUUGAAUGUGAUCGCCUGACGGAGCGGGUAAAUUCCGCAGCGGCAGCAUCACAGAAAGGUAGCACCUUUAACGAGUGGAUGUCAUGCCGCACGGAACUCGGAGUUGGUGAAGAUGUGAUCAAAGAGUGGUAUCACAUCGACAGCCUCGUGGAAAAAACACCGUUUGUGGCAAUUGUACCUUGCCCACGUGGACUCUCAUCAGAUGGAGAGGCGGAGGUGGUGAGGGUGGUUGAUGCGCUUGAGCUCCCACGUUUCUUUGUUCAAACCGUGCCGCUGCAUCUUCCCCUCUCGAAACUCGCGCCGACGUUUAUUCCCUCAUCUUGGCACCUUCCCGAAGAGGAGCGCAUGUCAAAGUCUGGUCUUGGUGCUUUACCGUACGUUGGGGUGCCAUGCACCUACGGAGGAGAUUUACUGAAUCUUAUUUCGGGAAACCCUACACUUCAUGCUGCACUUGACUCCACGCCAUGCUUGUUUUUAAACGACUACGUCCCUCGCGUGGCUCUGUGUGUGCACUGCGCAGCAGUGAGCGGUCUGUGUGUGGUGGCAGAGGUGGCCUGCAGUGCCCACCUUGCAUCUGUGCUGCGGCUCGAACAACCUGUACUCCAUAAUGGAGAAACGGAGGAUUCUAUCGAUGUACUUUCUUUUGCUUUGAAAGAGUUUGUCGAGGGGGAGCUAGUUUCCUCUCUUGGAAAGCGCUCCUUCCGCGCCUUUUUGCUUGGUGAACUCAGCUCCCAACGAGAGACAGACAUGCGGUCGGGAGAAGGAACAUUACUGUUAACCGAUCUCCGUUUCUCGCUGCUGAACAUGAGCACCCUUGAUGGAUGCGAGUUUGAGUGCUUUACGCAGAGGGACAUCCUCGCAAUUGCGAAGCAUAUGGAAAGCUGCAAACGUGAGAAUAGAGGGCUCCCACCUGCUCUGCGAUUUUUGGAGCGUCCUGCCACGAAUGGGGGCCCUGGAGACAAACAACCGGAGAAAUGA